CAGCACUCAUUGUAUUUUCCAGACUGCCCAUGACAGGUUGGGAAGGGGAGGGAGCUGUCAUGUGUUUUCAGAUAGUGACCUUAGUCAGUGAAUGGCUUUUGAGCAGAGCAAUAAGUUCAGCUUUGCUUGUAAAAUAGUCAGUGGCUGUUUGGCAUCCUUGACACCAAAGUGAUAAAAGAGGAAGUAAAGAAGAAGAAGCUAUUUAGCAACUCAUGAGAAAAGAACAUAUUGGACGUGUUCAAGGAGUAAUAUAGCAUCACACUGCAUUCCCAACAUCAGAGGAAAAGCAACAAUCUGAAUCUCUCAACCCUUUGGUGUUACCAACAAUGGCAUUCCAUGGUAGAACUGUCUCUUUUUUCUUCUCAAUCUGUGUGGCAAACUUCAUAACACAAGAUGUAAUUCUUCUGAAAAAUAUUUACAUGACCAACUGCAGAAUUGCAGGUGUAGCGCUUGUUGCAGCCAAGAAUGGAACCAAUUUUAAUUUUGCUGAAGCAAAAACAGUUUGUAGGCAGCUGGGAUUAACACUAGCACAAAAAUCCAAGAUUGAAGCUGCUUGGAAGCAUGGCUUUGAAACUUGCAGUUUUGGCUGGGUAGCAGAAGGCUAUGCUGUAAUUUCUCGUGUAACUCCAAAUGAAAAAUGCGGUCAGAAUAAAACUGGGAUUUCCAGCUGGAGAAUGAAACUAGACAGGAAAGCUCGUGUUUAUUGUUAUAAUUCUUCAGAUACGUGGAUUAAUUCAUGCAUCCCGGAACAAAGCACAGUUGCAUUACCAGACAGUUCCACUGAGAUGAAAUCCACCGUAACAGCCUCAUUUCAGGAUACCACCAGAGGGUUUGACACAACUCCGUUACUAAAAACUCCAAAGUCCCCAAAGUAUCGCAUCAUAUGUGUAACAGAAACUUUACCAUCCGAACCAACUCCCGAGAAGGAAAAUCGGCUUUUCACUGAAAAACGAACUGCCUUUAAAAAUGAGGGUGUCCCAUUUGGAGCUGUACCUAUUGUGCUUCUGGUUCUUGCCCUCUUCUUCUGUGCAGCAGCAAUGGUUUUAGCUGUCUGCUAUAUCAAAAAAUACAAGAAAACAUCUCUAUUUUCAAGCAAAGGGAAGAAAGAUGAAAUAGAAACCAAGAACAUCAAAGAACUAAAUGCAAAAAACCAACCUCCAGAGCAGGGCCUAAAGAAUGGGAAAAAGGAAGAAGUGGAAGUCAAGUCUGAACCGCCAGUAAAAUGUUUGGAAGCCGAAGUUUAAGACAGAGCCAUCUCAAUGAACAGAUGCCACAUGAACAAAUGGCAUAAAUCAAUUAACAGUUUAUGAAUUGAUAAUUGUAUGUGUUGCCAAAGUCAGUGUUAGGUGUGUAAUACAAACAUUUCAUACUUCAUAUGUUAGCUUAUACAUUGUCAGUAUAGGAAUGAUCUUCCUUUCAGUAAUAUCUAUACAGCUCAUAUUUCCAGUUUUGUAACAAGCCUUUUUAGGGAGGAAGCGACAAUAUCUUUCCAAAACAUGAAUUCAGACAUGCAACUCAAUCAAACAAAAACGGAUUUUUUUUUAUUAUACAAAGGAUUUUAUGGAGAAACUUGAAUUGCGAACUAGAUUUAACAGAGAAACUGUUCCUGUAUUUUUCAAAGGAUGGUAACUUUAAAGUAUAUCUUUACUGAAAGGUCAUCACAGAAGUUCAAAAGCAUAGAGUGAUGGAAAAGAACAAAGGGAAAUGUCUGAUUCACAUGCAGAUGAAUCCAGCACAAAUUGUUACAUAACCAUAAAACAUUGUUUCUUGUGAUUCCAGUUUGUGUCUCUUCCUGCCUUCUUUCCAGAAAUCUAACAAAUCACACACUAUUAAUUUUAAAUAUGAGAAAAAGAUUUAAAAACGAGAGCAAUAAAAUCUAUUAAUUAUAUUUCUUUUUUCCAUGCAUGCCAUAGUCAAAUUUAUUUCAAAAAUAUUUAACAGCCCAAUCAUAUGCAUGUUUACUUAGAAAUAUAUUCAAUUUUAUUUCUUGAACUUACUAUCUAGUAUGUUCAACACUGCUAUAUAAAAUUUCUAAAUUAAGUAUUGUGGCUGUCACCAUAAUAUACAUGUAAAUAUAUUUAUCAGGAUUUCAUUGAAAUAAAAAUUGCAUAAUUAUUUAAUACUGUAAAUAGAUACAAAAAUUCACAUAUAUACUCAUCUUUUUCAACAACUGAAUUUGUUCACAAUUGCUUUCCAAUGAUGGACAGAUUCAUUUGAAAAACUAUAGAAAUAUAUUUCAUAUUAUAUGGAGAACUUCUAGAAAUACAUAUAACACCACUUUCAUGCUUUUAACUACGUGUUUUUACAAAUCAUUUCAUUCUUAUAUUACAAGUAUAUUUAUUUCAAGUACUGUAAGUACAGUGGAGUUCGAUAAGACUUACUCUCUAAAUUAGUGUUUUAGGAUUUUAGGUUUAAAAAGCCUAAAUGUUACUGCUUUAGAUGGGCCAUACUUAUUGAAUUGGAUUUGGAUAUUUGUGAAACAUGAGAUGAAUAUGAAUUUCUUGGCUAUGCUUACCCAAGAAAUCCAUAGGUACCUGGCCUAUAGGGGAUAUAUUACAGGGACUGUGCUGCUAACAUUCCUUUUUAUGUAGCCCCAUCAAAAUGUUGUUUAUUUCUUUUACAUUAUUUACUAAAUCUCUGAAUCUAAAUGAGUAACCAGGGCUAGUAGUCAGAAUUUGUCUGAAAGAAAAAAUGCUUAUUGCAAUCCAAUAUGCUUUAACACAUUUGCUCGGAAAAAAUCAUAGGUUGAAAAUGGAGCAAUUAAAGAAAUAGUUAUUGGUUCAGAUAAAUAAUUCUUCAUGCCAUGUUAAAUAAUUAGCUUAAAUAAUCAAUGGUUAGAUUCUAUUUUUUUUGCCAGGAAAGGAACAGUUCCACACAUUUGUGAGCCAUGUUGAAAUGAAUUAAAUGCUUUCUAUGAUAAAAGACCAGAAAAGAA
This is a messenger RNA of Crotalus tigris (Tiger rattlesnake), 2935 nucleotides long. It is a transcript of the gene LYVE1, whose product is annotated as lymphatic vessel endothelial hyaluronan receptor 1. The coding region runs from base 327 to 1244 and encodes 305 amino acids. Lineage: Eukaryota; Metazoa; Chordata; Lepidosauria; Squamata; Viperidae. The record is from RefSeq and is a predicted model, not a curated record. Gene Ontology annotation, cellular component: plasma membrane. Gene Ontology annotation, molecular function: transmembrane signaling receptor activity; hyaluronic acid binding. Gene Ontology annotation, biological process: cell adhesion. The transcript is spliced from 6 exons.